AUGUCCAACGGAGGCAGAUUUGAUUUUGAUGAUGGAGGCUGUUAUGUGGGCGACUGGGAAGAGGGCCGGGCACAUGGCUACGGGGUGUGCACAGGCCCGGGAGCCCAGGGGGAGUACAGCGGGCGUUGGAGUCGCGGCUUUGAGUCUCUGGGCGUUUAUACUUGGCCCAGUGGGAAUACCUACCAGGGCUUCUGGAGUCAAGGCAAGCGCAGUGGCCUGGGCACGGAGCGGAAGAGCAAGUGGAGUUACAAGGGGGAGUGGUGCCAUGGGCUGAAGGGCCACCUGGGCAUCUGGGAAAGCCACUCGGGAGUUGUCUACGAAGGCAUGUGGCGUGAAGGUCUUCAGGAUGGCUACGGGAUGGAGACCUACACGGACGGAGGUACUUACCAAGGCCAGUGGCAGUCCGGCAAGCGUCAUGGAUAUGGAGUGCGCCAGAGUGUCCCGUAUCGACAAGCCACCCUGGUGCGCUCCCCACACCGGACCUCACUGGAGUCUCUCCACAGUGAGGCCAAUCACAAUGCCCUUGUGGUACCUCUCCCUUCUUCGCUGUAUCCUUCACCACUCCCUGGGGACAGCCCCGCCUCAGGGUCCAGGGGUGGCUUUGUCUUAGCUUUCCCUGGAGAUCCAGACUUCCCCAAGGGGACCAAGAAGAAAAGCGGAGGGUUCUUCCGGCGUUCCUUGCUCCUGAGCGGGCUAAGAGUGCGGAGGGCCGAGUCUAAAGCCUCUCUGGGCAGCAAGCGAGGGUCCCUCAAGAGUGAGGCAGGGGUCAGUUCAGUGGGAAGCGAGGCCACCACCCUCAGCUAUGCCGAGAUUGAACCUCCUGAGCUGCCUUCAACUCUGACCAUUGAAGGUUCUUCCACUGAGGUCUACGCGGGAGAAUGGCGGGCUGACCAACGCAGUGGCUACGGGGUGAGUCACCGCUCCAACAGGCUGCGGUAUGAAGGUGAGUGGCUGGGGAACCGGCGACAUGGAUAUGGGCGCACUACCUACCCCGACGGUUCCAAAGAAGAAGGGAAGUACAAGCUCAACCGGUUGGUGAGUGGGAAGGUGAAGAACCUCAUCCCACUUCGACGGAGCAAAGUCAAAGAGAAAGUGGACCGAGCAGUUGAGGUGGCCCAGACAGCGGUCAGCAUGGCUCGUCAGAAGCAAGAAUUAGCCAUCACCAGGUAA
Molecule: messenger RNA, 1170 nt
Organism: Pseudonaja textilis
Lineage: Eukaryota; Metazoa; Chordata; Lepidosauria; Squamata; Elapidae
Source: RefSeq, a predicted model, not a curated record